CUGAUUUUCAUUUCUCUCUAAUUCUACCAAUCCCAUCCUUUUAAUCCUGAUUGCUAUAAAAACCCUCUUCAACCUUUUAAAGCGCUGAUCAACUUCACCUGCCAUCCACUAACAACCAUUCUAGUUCAAUGCCCCUUUAGUCACAUUCCUUUCACCCAUUCAAAACUCAACAGGAAUUACAUAUCAAUCUUACCUUCUUGUUAAACUUCAACCUCCUCAUCUCGAGCAUGCCUGCAGUCUCUUUCGUAGUUCCUCAUAUCGAUACCAAACCCGCUCAACGUUCUAUUAACCCUUGCGAUAUUCGAAGUCCUCUUUCAGCUCUUCGUACUUCUGCGGCUUAUUAUCAUCCCGCUUAUCCUGCCAACUCACCUGACGUCGAUCUAGUACUAGCUUCAUCUGAUCAUGUUCCUUGCUGGUUUGCUGUCAACAAAUCCAAACUGUUUUGUCAUACGGAUACCUUUCGCUCAGUUGGUCUUGAACAACUCACACCGGAUAAUAAUCUCCCUUUAGUCCAACUUGGCGAAAGUCGUGAUGUGAUUGAGGUCAUGCUUGCUUGUUUGGAGGCUGACUCUUUACCUGACUUUGGUAAACUCGACUUUCGUGUCAUCGUCUCGGCUUUGGAAGCCGCUGCUGACAAGUACCGGCUGAUUCAUACGGAAAAGAUCUGCUUACUUGCACUUGGGGCUUACUGCGCUACAAAUCCAGUCGAAGUUUAUACCUUGGCGUCUCAUUAUUACUGUCGUUGGCUAGCUGAGGCCGCUUCGGAACACACCUUGAAUUUGGACAUCACCCAACCCGAUUAUCAGGAUAUCUUGACAAGUGAAAACUAUAUCCCAUUACUCGAUUUACACCAAUCUCGUAUACAAUCCGCCAAGCUUAUCAUACAAAAUCAAGCUAUUGAAUCCCAUGGGGACAAAUGUGAUAUCAGCAAGCUACAAGCCUUUUGGGCUGAUGCCUCUCUUCGCAUCAUCUCUCGAAUCACCAGUCCUGCUCUCGAUAUCGAUCAGCUUUUUGAGCCAGAGAUGAAGUUGGCUGUACAAGAGCUCUCGCCUUGUCUUAACUGCUAUUCAAUCCUAGUCCAAAUCCGUGAUCAAGUUAGGAAUGAAUGUCUAGGCCUCCGGCGCACCGUGAAUGUACCUGUCGUAACCCCGGGACGUCAACUAGCCGAUUAUUUCAGUAGUUGAUGCGAUAGAAUAUCUGGGAACCCGAUGUGCUCUCAGUCGCUCCUACUGACCUAUACCCAUCAAUUUACCUUUUCUCAAUUGAAUUUUAACAGCACACAUUCUCUAAUGUGUAUCUUGUUGCAUUUUUGUACCUUUUGUGUGGUUUGUGUAUUUCGUUGCAUCUCUUGUGAGUUUCUCUUUUUUGUAUAUUGGGAUUGAAUUUUGAUUUUGGAAAAAAAAUGACUUGGUAAACAUACACUCUGGUUUGCCAAUCAUCACCAUUUGAUUAGUUAUGUAUAACUUUUUGGAUGGUUACCUUGCAAUAUAAUCUUUGUCUAAUAGAUU
Melampsora larici-populina 98AG31 is the source of this 1508-nucleotide messenger RNA. RefSeq lists its product as uncharacterized. The transcript has 4 exons. Lineage: Eukaryota; Fungi; Basidiomycota; Pucciniomycetes; Pucciniales; Melampsoraceae. The record is from RefSeq and is a predicted model, not a curated record. Bases 228 to 1184 code for a protein of 318 amino acids.